Messenger RNA from Nymphaea colorata (pocket water lily), 1688 nucleotides. Its product is annotated as peroxidase 31-like. Gene Ontology annotation, biological process: hydrogen peroxide catabolic process; response to oxidative stress. The record is from RefSeq and is a predicted model, not a curated record. Gene Ontology annotation, molecular function: peroxidase activity; heme binding. NCBI's taxonomy places the organism in Eukaryota, Viridiplantae, Streptophyta, Magnoliopsida, Nymphaeales, Nymphaeaceae. The coding region runs from base 358 to 1329 and encodes 323 amino acids. The transcript is spliced from 2 exons.
UCCCCACCUGUAGAAAUGCUUCUCUUCCUAUACUUCUCUUCCUAUAUUCACUCUCCACCUCUCUCUUCGUCUGCCUACAUUUUUGUUCUCUCUCUAGAAUCUCUCCUCGCCUCAGAAACUGAACGAAUGCCGCUUUCUCUCACCAAGCCUAUCUCCUACCCUCGCCUCUGUUUCUACCUGUUCAGCUCCAGAAGCUCUCUCCAUCGGGACGAGGGGAACUAGGACGAGUGCCACCAUCACUAAACCAGAAAGGAAGACAAGCAGUUCCGACGAAGAGAAGAGAGGAAGAGAGAGAGAGAGAAAGAAACAGGGGAGAGGAAAGAAGUUUUGAGGAGGAAAAAAGGAAGGGAGGGAACAAUGACUCUGCUCCUCUUCUUCCUCUUCCUCUCGCUCUCCUGCCUCUCCGCAAACGGCAGGCUCUCCUACAACUACUACGAGAAGAGCUGCCCAAAGGUGGAGGAGAUCGUCCGGGACGUGAUGGUGCAGAAGCAGAUCCUACAGCCCACCACCGCCGGCGCCACCGUCCGCCUCUUCUUCCACGAUUGCUUCGUCGAUGGCUGCGACGCCUCCGUUCUUCUAUCCUCCACCCCCACAAACAAGGCCGAGCGCGACGCAGACAUCAACCUCUCCCUUCCCGGCGACGGCUUCGACGCCAUCGUCCGUGCCAAGACCCAGCUCGAGUUCAGCUGCCCCGGCACCGUCUCCUGCGCCGACAUUCUCGCCCUUGCCACUCGCGACCUCGUCACCAUAACUGGAGGGCCUUACUACAAGGUGAGGCUGGGCAGGAAGGACGGCCGUGUAUCUGAUGCUUCUCGUGUAGAGAGCAAUCUGCCUCUGCCAACAAUGACUGUAACACAGCUAGCCUCUGUUUUUGCAGCGAAGGGAUUCUCCAUUGGAGAAAUGGUGGCCCUUAUUGGCGCCCACACCAUUGGCUUCUCUCAUUGCAAAGAAUUUGCCAAGAGGCUGUACAGCUUUAGCCGUGCAUCACCUGUUGAUCCCUCCAUGAACACAGUCUUGUCUCAAGCAUUACAGAAGGCCUGUGCAAACUACACCAAGGACCCUACCAUGUCUGUGUUUAAUGAUGUAAUGACCCCAGGCAAAUUUGAUAACAUGUACUACCAGAACCUUGAAAAGGGUCUUGGCCUGCUAGCUUCUGAUCAGGUUCUUUACACUGAUCCGCGAACCAAGGUGUUUGUUGAACUGUUUGCCAGAAACCAAACUGCAUUCUUCAAUGCAUUUGUUGACGCCAUGGACAAACUGAGCAUUGUGGGAGUGAAGGUUGGGAGGAAAGGAGAAGUUCGAAAGCGGUGUGAUAUGGUCAAUACAUGAGUCGAGUGAUUGCAGAAGAAAUGUGGAUGAUGGUACAUUGAAGAACUAGUUUAGCCGGUCUAUCAAAUGUAUGAAUUUGAGUUAAUCUUAAUUAAUCUCUUCAUCUGAUGCAAAUGAUGUUCUAGUAGUCGAAGGGUUGUGUCAUCCAAAUGUGGGAGCUCAGUCCUUCUUUCAUGCUUUUUCAACAAAAGUUUAAUUUUAGCUCCAUCUGUUGAACUGUUACCACAUGUAAUUAAAAUGGUGACCGCUCUUGUAAUUCCUUUGUCUGCAUCAUCUUGGUCUCUUGUUUAUGAGCUUUGAUAAUCUUCUCUUGUAGUUUCAGCUCAAAAGAUGUAAACAAUACUUCAUUUUCUUUUCUC